Molecule: messenger RNA, 1518 nt
Organism: Branchiostoma belcheri (Belcher's lancelet)
Lineage: Eukaryota; Metazoa; Chordata; Leptocardii; Amphioxiformes; Branchiostomatidae
Product: interleukin-25-like
Exons: 2
Coding region: 244-765 (173 amino acids)
Cellular component (GO): extracellular region
Molecular function (GO): cytokine activity
Source: RefSeq, a predicted model, not a curated record
AAGUACUUGCCUGGACUACUCAGGGGAAUCCCCUCUCCAGCCCCAAGCUUUAGACACCUGACUUGUGGGUUAAUUCUUUGCUCUCUAGGCUAUUCGUCACAAUAAUUGACGUCAACAAAACGAGACUAGUACUACAAGGUACAGAGUUGGUAACCUAAAAAAUGUGUUAAGUUAAAACCAAGUCUGCAGUAAAAGUUCAUCUUUAUCUGAAACCAUAACUGUUGAAAUGUAUCCUUGUUAAAGAUGAGCAUCCAGGCAAUUCUUAAGAUUUUUGCACUCCUUGUCCUGGUCUUGAUUGACUGUAUAUACGGCAAAACCAACUGCACAUUAAAGGAACCAAGAGAAAGGAGCCUACUGAAACAACUGAAACUGAAUAAUCUACGAAACUUCAACAAAAUUCUUCCCUUUAAGAUGGGGAGAGAACUUGCAGCAAACCAGACUCCAAAAUAUCCAGACGACGUCAACCUCAGAGCAGCUGCACCGUGGAACUUGGUACUAGACCAUGAUGAAAACCGUUUCCCUAAAGACAUUGCAGUUGCAAAUUGCAACUACAAACACUGCUAUGACCAUAAGAACAAGAGGGAAGAUGCAAACGGUGAAAGUAUACCAUAUUAUGGCACAGUGCCAGUUCUUGAGAAGAAGAAGAUGAGAAAGGGCCAAAAGUGCCCAAAAGACGGGAAACACACGUACAGCUACAGGAGAAAGUUGAAGACCAUUGCGGUGGCUUGUAUUUGUGUCAGGCCACAAGUGUCGUCAGAAGGAUAAUCUCCAAAAGUCUUAGUACAGACUGCGACAAAGUAUACAUGGGAUAUAUGAAGCCAGAGACAACUCACACAGCCUGUGAACCACUACGUACUGCACCUGCGCAAAACCCACCUAGCCUUUUAUUGUGCAUAGCACUUCUUCAGAACAUCUCAUUUAAGGUUGUGUUCAAUAGUUUUCAAAUGUUGUGUUGGAAAAGAUAUUGCCUGCAACAGGCAAAAUGGGUAUGCCCAUACUAACUUUGAAAAGAGUAGUGGACUUUUUGAUGGGCUCAAUAUGUGGUUUUCUAAGCUAAUAAUUCUACAUGGGACAGUAAGAUUACAAUAUCCCCCAAAAAGAACUUUACCAGUAUCAGUAUCAUACACUUCUGCAGAAUAUUGAAGAGAAGACUGGGAAUCGAACCCUCAACCUUCAGAUCCACAAGAACGACUACUAACCAAGAGGGGAUUAAAGCCUGACUUCAGAACUUUUUUGAAAGCCAUGACCAAAGGAGCUGAUCACGAGAAAGUACAUGACAAAUUACUACAUAAUCUAAAACUACAAAAACAUAAAAUACAGGGUAUUUUCACUCAAACCAAUAUGUUUGAAUUACAUAUUAACCAGAUGUGUCAAACAGUGAAAAUGGUACAGAGGAUAUGCAAAUCAAUGCACUUAUUUUGUUUGUACUUAAUGAAGGGUGUCCAGUGGUGUUUGUAAAUGUACAUGUGUAUGAUGUUUUUGGUUGUUACUUGUCCUGUUCAUUUAUUGUGCUUUUGA